CACACACCCGUGCGGUCCGCCCCCCUACGCUUCUCCUUCUCCCCUGUUCCUACUCUUGCUCAUUACCUUGUCCAUCUUCGCCUUCUUGCCUUCUCUCCUCCAUAUACAUACACUCACUUCCUGACACACACCCACGCCUACGUCGCGCUCGCUCUCUACCGAUCACCCUUGCUCCUUGCGUCCACUAUACGCCUCUCCUACAGGCUUCCCCUGCACCGCCCUGCAUACACUCUAGGCCUAAAAGUCACCGCUUCCGGUCUCGAGAUCGACGUCAUACCACCACACUAUUCCCACCCCACCGCUAACACCAUCGCCUAAUAGUCUGGAAUUCUCGGGUCGCCAUCACCGUUUCGGCGAGUGACUCUCACUUCAGCCUAUUAUCAUACACUGUGAAAGUAGCAUAGUACCCUCAGUCUGCCUUCCGCCAUGCCAGGUGCUAGCAAGGCGACGCGCGACUCGGCAGCCGUCUAUGCUGGCUCCUCCUCCACGGAGCAUCCUCAGAAUACCCAUGCCACAAUCACCUCGGCCGUUGCCGCCGACCCUACACUUCCUCCCUCGGUCGCAGAGCUCAGACUCUUCCCUAACCCAAGGGCAUACAAGAGGGGUCUUCUGAGGCACAAGAUCAAGGAUCAGUUGCAGGAGGGAAGAGGUCAUACCUGGAAUUGGCACAAUGGAGCGACUCAUCAUGAGAAUAAAGGACCGGGGGAGGAGGAGCUUGAGGAGGUAAGGACGAGGUAUGGGUACAAGAAGGAGUCGGAUGGAGGACCGAGCAGAUUAUACCUCAUGAUUUUGGCAGACUCGCUGUUGCCGCUGCCUAGAAGCCCGAUGUCUGGUGUGGUGUCUCCUCCUCUGCUAGCCACCACCGGCAUCGUACCUUGUUCCAUCUUCUCGACUGGUCCUGACAUCAUCGAGCACUACUGUGACUGUAUUAUCGCCGCCAAGCGCGAGGUCAUACUCCUCACAAAUUACUGGCAGGGCGGCAAGAAUGUAGACCGCAUCGCAGACGCUCUUCGGGAGCUCAACCGAAGGAUCAAGAAGCGCAUUGACGAGGGUAAGACAAAGGAGAAGCAGCACGGCGAUACAGAGAAUGGCGUGCCCGCCCACAAUGCACCUGCGCUGGACAAUGUCGUGGUCAAACUUAUGUGGGAUCGAGGACCGCAGACUUUGGCGGACCUGUUCCGAUGUAGGAAACCGGUACCACCCUCCAUGUGGAAGUCGAACGGUCUGCCUACCGAGGAGGAAGUCCCUCAUCUUAGCGUUGAGAUUCUCAACUACCACAGACCACUGAUGGGUACCUUCCAUGCCAAGCUCUUGCUGGUUGAUCGUCAAGUAGCUCUCAUCAACAGUAACAAUAUCCAGGAUCGACCCAACGUUGAAGCCUGCGUUCGUUUCGAAGGUGACAUUGUCAACUCCAUCUACGACCAUGCCCUGAUCUCCUGGGGCAAUCGUCUCAAUCCACCCCUGCCCUGCCUGGGCAAUCCCGCCUCCAAGAAUCCUUCGCCGACUGCCUUCAUCCAAGGUGAUGAAGGACACUUGCCGUCCAUGUCUGCAGAAAAGCUACGACAGCUUGCCAGCGUAGCACGACGCAAGCUGCAGCAAGAAGACGAAGAGACUGAAGACGAGAAGCUCGGUGGCCUUUCUCCCGGCGGCCAGGGAUCUAUGGGACGCCGAUUGAGCUUUGCAGACGUAGUGGAAGGAGUGAUCAAGCAAUCUCAUGAGCUCAGAGGCAAUGCGAUGCAGAGGAGAGGUAGUGCUGAUGCUGCUACUGGUGACGAUAAAGGAGCUGCUCGACAGGCAGCUACCCUCUGGGCGCAGAAAGUGUUGGGAGACCGACGCAACCCACCGCCAGGGGUCAAUGGUUCUGCAGAACAGACGCAGACGAGCCGGCCAUCAGGCAAGUCGGAGACAGGCGAAGGCUCAGGUGCUGCUGGAGAGACAGAGCAUCAACCGCGAAGGCACCUUGUUGACGUAGUGGAGCAAAUCACAGGACGAGGCCCGAGCUCAAGCAAGAAUGUCGAUGAUGAGGCCCGCAAGAGUCGGGAGCAGAGGAAGAAGGAUGGAGUAGCCCAGGCGGCUCACAAUCUCACCAAGAAUGUCCACGUCCCUCGAGCGGUACCAGAGGAUGGCGUAGAUGACUCAGCGAGGAGCAACACUGUAGUCGACGACCAAGAUUCUCCUGGAGGCAGCAAGGGGAGGAAUGAGGGGACCUCAUCCCAGCCUAGCGGUCCUCGUCUACGCUCGGAUGCGGAAGACCAAGCAGCCAAUCUGGGCAGAGAUGGCCAACCGGUAGCUUUCGAGGACAAGGAAAUUGUCGAAGAUAGCACCGAGGGUGCUCCCGGCAGUAUUGGCUAUCGAACCAAGUCGCGAACCCUAUCGAAUGCUUCCAAGACUCCAGCUUCUGCUCGUCUGGCUCAGAUCACCAAGUCUCUCGACUUUGCCAAUUUGAGUCAAGUCAAGGGAGAAAUCAAGGCUGAUGAGCUGGACAGGCACAACCAAACUCCGCAGGACGGUGGUGCAAAGGCCACCCAAGAGACUGGCGCUAAUGGCGAUGCCGCUGGUUCUUCCCCUGCUCAGAACACUGCCACUUCCACUCCUCCUGUUGGUAACGGAGGGACUGCCGACCCUGAGAAGGAUGGCGAGUUAAAACUCGAACAUACGGCUACUCAAGACGCAGCUCUACGUGCCUUUGCUCAAGGUACCUCUGACAUCCUCGACUUCCGACCUUACACCUUCCACGCCCCGCACAAGCCCGUGCCCAUGGCGCUGGUCAACCGUCGCCCUCAUGGAACUCCCGGGCACUCGGACAUUCGCAAUCCGCAAGAUGCGGCCUGGCUGGCUGGCUUCCGUUAUGCUCAGAAGCACAUCUUCGUCCAGUCGCCCACACUGAAUGCCACGCCCAUCAAAGCAGCAGUGCUAGCUGCUGCGCGGCGUCAUGUUCGGGUAGAGCUGUGGCUGGAUCUGGGCUUCAAUGACAAGUCUGAAUCGAUGCCCUUCCAGGGAGGCACCAAUGAGCAAGUGGUCACAUCUCUGUACCGUACCCUGCGCAACGAGGGCAAAGGAGACGAAAAGUACCUGGAAGUGUUUUGGUACACAGGCAAGGACAUGACUCGUCCUCUCAAUGCCGUGCGCAAGCAGCGCAACUGUCACGUCAAGUAUGCCGCCUUUGAUGGCCAAGUGGCGAUCCUGGGAAGUGGUAACCAGGAUACGCAGAGUUGGUUCCACUCGCAGGAGAUUAAUGUCAUGGUUGAUUCUCGGCAGAUUGUUGGAGAGUGGGACAUGGCACUCAGGAGGAACCAGUCCACGGGAAUCUAUGGAAAGGUGGACUCGGAUGGUAUUUGGAGGGGGAGGACGGGUAGCGAGAAGGCCGAUGAUGGCAAAGAUGGGCAGGAGAAGGGAGGUAAGGGCGGCGCAAAGUAAGGCGCUGACGAGGUUCCCUUUCCAGCUUGCAAAUACGCGUACUCUUUUUCCUCCCCCUUUUGAUAAUUCUUGCAUGGCUUGACCCCCAAAGAGGUACGAGUGCUUCUCCUACCUCGUCUUCGUUUGCUUCUUCAUUCUACUGUUACUCUAGUCUACCUUUUGAUUUCUUCCAUCCCUCUUUGCUCCCGUCAUGCGUAAGAUAUCCCCCCCUUGCUUGGUUGCUUGUGCGCUCACUGCUUUGUGAUCCUUGUGAUUUUGCGGAGAUUGACGCUUGGCCCCUCCCCCCCCUUGCUUCCUUGCGGCUCGCUUGUGCCGUCUUCCCCC
Messenger RNA from Microstroma glucosiphilum, 3741 nucleotides. RefSeq lists its product as hypothetical. Bases 427 to 3417 code for a protein of 996 amino acids. Gene Ontology annotation, molecular function: catalytic activity. The record is from RefSeq and is a predicted model, not a curated record. NCBI's taxonomy places the organism in Eukaryota, Fungi, Basidiomycota, Exobasidiomycetes, Microstromatales, Microstromataceae. The transcript is spliced from 2 exons.